Molecule: messenger RNA, 963 nt
Organism: Culicoides brevitarsis
Lineage: Eukaryota; Metazoa; Arthropoda; Insecta; Diptera; Ceratopogonidae
Product: fatty acid hydroxylase domain-containing protein 2-like
Exons: 3
Coding region: 84-893 (269 amino acids)
Biological process (GO): sterol biosynthetic process
Cellular component (GO): endoplasmic reticulum membrane
Molecular function (GO): iron ion binding; C-4 methylsterol oxidase activity
Source: RefSeq, a predicted model, not a curated record
UCUUUGCCAUGGGCAGUCGUGAUUAAUUGUUUUUAUUUGGAUAACUUAAAGACUUUUUGAGAUUACCAAAAAUUAAAGGAGAAAUGUCGUCUAAUGAAAUAAAUGAGACACUUACAAACGUCUCAAAAACUUUUCUUGAAGAAAAAUGGAACGGAUUUGUUGACAAAACGAGCGAUGACCCCUUCAUAAUGUGGAUUUUUGGAAUGAACGGUGCAAUGUUCGUAAUUUAUUGGAGUAUCGGAAUGAUUUACAUGGUGUUUGACACAUACAACUUUGCUUUUCUAAAAAAAUAUAAGACGCAACCUGGAAAGAAUGAGCCCGUUGAUUGGAUUAAAUUACGUAAAGUCAUCAAGCGCGUAAUUUACAAUCAAACAGUUGUUGCGCUCUUGUACACGACAUUCAUGUAUCCAAUACUUGUUUGGCGUGGAGGCCCUCUUAUGACAAUUCGUGAAAUUCCAACGUUUAGUCGGCUUGCCAUCGAUUUCAUCGGAUGCAUGUUCUUCCGUGAAAUUUCCUUCUAUUACUCACAUCGGUUGCUGCAUCAUCGACGAUUUUACGAGAAACAUCACAAAAGGCAUCACGAAUAUACAGCUCCUGUCGCAGUAACGGCGCAAUAUGCCGACGCCAUGGAGCAUUGUUGGAGCAAUUUAAUGCCCGUUUUGUUGGGACCUGCAGUAAUGGGCGCACAUUACUUCACAACAUUUGUGUGGCUUUCUCAUGUGAUACUUCGAACUUUAAGCGAUCAUUCGGGAUAUUACUUUCCAUGGUAUUACAAUCCAACAAGACACGAUUAUCAUCAUGAAAGCUUUACGAAACAUUAUGGCGUUGAGUUUUUCGGUUUUAUGGAUUGGAUACACGGCACUGGCGGCGAAAAGAAGAUGAAAAUGAAAUAGUUUGUCGUGAAAAAUAGUGAAAAAAAUGUGAUUUUUUAUAGAGAGAUUAAUAAAAUUUUGUAACAACUAA